AUGUCCAACGUGUCUUCCCAUCUACAAGUCAAAGGACAAAAGGACAAAAACAAUAAGGAUGACGCCAAAAGUGACAAAGGGAGUGACAUUUCAAGAAAGACAAACAGGUCAAAUAAGACUGCCACUAGAGAUCAUGUGGACACUCCCAGACCAGAGAGUUGUCUCACUCCUUCCCCACCAGAGUGCCCACCAACCCCCAGAAAAAUCAAACGACCUGUUAUUUUACUUGGUGGCUCGAGUGACAGUAAUAAGUCACAUGCAGCAUAUCCAGUGGAAGAGAACUCUAACAUCUCAUGCAAUGGCCCCUUGGAAGUGACAGACAGGAAUGUCAGCGACAACAGAAGUGACAAGAGUGGCAAGUGCAAACAGAGGAAAGGGGUUCCCUUACUCAGUUUCUCCCGACAGUUGCUGGAAGGAGAAGUCUCUGAGCUGGUUCCCUCCAAUCUACCAAACGCCUCUCCAACAGAGGUGGUGAAUGAGUGGCUUAAGAAAAUACCGUCUGACAGUGCGAUGUACGACAUUGGGGAUGAAUUCAUUGACAGAGGCCAUUCACCAGAAGAACUACCGCAAAAGGAAAAAACAAAACAGGAUAUUGACACCAUUGCUGAGUGUGAAACUCAAAACGAAAAAAAGGAAGAGCUCAAAGAGACAGUGGUCAACCAUGUGGCUGACAGUGAGGAGCCAGUGGAGACCCCACCAGAGACCCCACCAGAGACCCCACCAGAGACCCCACCAGAAGACACUCACUCCUGCACCGCUCCACAGGAAGAGGUAUCAAAGAGCUUUCACUCCUCAGUUCAGGUGAUGAAAGUCCUGUUGAAUCCCAAGCUUGACCGGUGUAACAGUUUACCUGAAGUUUCCCCAGUGUACGGACGUAAACUGAGCACCUCAGCCAGAGGUCUCCUGGAUUGCCUCGCAAAGCUGCAGUUGAUAGACUUUGAUCCCAACUACGAUGCAAACGCCAAGGACACAAGGUACAGAGAGCUAAUGAACAUCCUCCAGUCCCUCUGGUUGUGUGACCCAGCAGAAGGUGGAAAGUCACAGCAGAAUGGCUGUGAUCAACACUCUGUGGACGGUGAUGGGAAAGCAAGGUCCUCCUCUGGGGUGGAUGUCAGCAGUGGCUCAACAGGCUCAGGUAAGAGUUCAGGCCGUGUGGCUCAGGCAACGAACGCAGAGGGGGAAGCGUUGGUGAAGGUACAAGAAGUUGAUGAAAUGGCACAGAAAGAUGAAAGCCUAGAGUCCUCAGCACCAAUGUCUGAUACAGCUACUCCGGACAUAGCCAGUCGGGUCCAAUGGACCCCCGAAGAAGGAGGAGAAGGAGCAAUAGCAGUGGAGGAAGAGAAACAAAAAGAUGAAGACGUCCCGGAGUCUGAUGACACCAUUAGAAAUGAAAGUCUGAGAGAAUUACCAGAAACGCCCCCGUCUUCCAAUAAGAGCUCAGACCCUCGAGAGGACACAAGCUCUGGCUCUCCUCCAUCUGUCCAAAGGGCACAACUAGCCAAAAAGGUUUCCCUGGAUCCUGAUCCUGUCUGGGUCUUGAAGUUACUGAACAAACUAGAGAAGCAGUUCAUGACACAUUAUGUGGAUGCCAUGGCUGAGUUCAAGGUUCGCUGGAACUUGGACAACAACGAACAGCUCAAUGCCAUGAUAGCUGAACUGAAAGACGAUGUGAGGAGGAGAAUACAACUAAGCAUCGACAGGGAACUGAGGAAGAUCCACGGUCGGGCUGGAAGACCAAGACCACCCAAAGAAGCCUUGUCACGAGAAUCAAAUGCACAAACAGAGACAAGGCGAAGAAGACUGAAAGUUGUGCGUGACCAGUCCAUUGAUAACCGGGUUGAUAAAAGUGAGGAUGCAACCUGCACUUCCUUCAGUGACCAACGGAGUGAUGAUGAAUAUUGCCCUUGUGAAGCAUGUUUACAAAAGAAACUGGAAUUAGGACCACUGCUUCCUGCAGAAGUCCUGCAUACUGCACCAGUCAUGAUGGCUUUUGAUCUAAAGUCAAUUCUUCAGUUGAAAAGGGAACCUACUCCAAAGACACAAGAAGCUGAUGUUACAGAUGACACUGAAACGGUGGUAGUGAAAGCUGGCAUUGCACAUGCUUUUGAUUUAAAAUCAAUAAUUCUCCAGUCGAAAAAGGACAGUCCACCACAGAUACAAGUAGAAGUCAAUGUUGCAGAUGAGACUGAAGGUAUGGAUGAAGCCAAAGCAGCGGAAACUCUUGUUGAAAAUGUUAUCAAUGGGGCUAAGAAGGAGAUGAAGGAAUCACAACAAAAAGAUGCUGAAAUGGGUGACAAAGCUGAGACAGCAGAAUCUGAUGUAGAAGUGACAGCUGAAGGUGAAGCAAUCGAAGAGGGGGAAGCUGAAACAGAUACUGCUGAAGAUGAAGAAGAAACUGAGGAAGCUGAGACAGCAGCUGAGGAAGCAGAGGGAAAGGAGGUGGAUGCUGAAUCAAAGAAUACUGAAGCUGAGAUAGAAGAAGCAGAAGAGAGUGGUAAAGCAGAGGCAGCAGUGUGUUGUGAAGCCAGGGAAGAGGAGGAAGUCGAAGCAGAGACAGCUGAAGAUGAAAUAUUGGAAGAAGAAACUUCUGAAGCAGAAACAGCAGCUAAUAAUGAAGCAGCAGGAGAAGAAGAGGAAGCUGAAGCAGAAACAGCAGAAGCUGAGACAGCAGAAGAUGAAGCGGGAGAAGAAGAAACUGCUGAAGGAGAGACAGUAGCUGAUGACGAAACAGCAGGAGAAGAAGAGGCAGCUGAAGAAGACACUGCAGGAGAGGAAGAAGUUGAAGCAGAAACAGCAGAAGCUGAGACAGCAGAAGAUGAAGCGGGAGAAAAAGAAACUGCUGAAGGAGAGACAGUAGCUGAUGACGAAACAGCAGGAGAAGAAGAGGCAGCUGAAGAAGACACUGCAGGAGAGGAAGAAGUUGAAGCAGAAACAGCAGAAGCUGAGACAGCAGAAGAUGAAGCGGGAGAAGAAGAAACUGCUGAAGGAGAGACAGUAGCUGAUGACGAAACAGCAGGAGAAGAAGAGGCAGCUGAAGAAGACAGUGCAGGAGAGGAAGAAGUUGAAGCAGAAACAGCAGAAGCUGAGACGGCAGAAGAUGAAGCGGGAGAAGAAGAAACUGCUGAAGGAGAGACAGUAGCUGAUGACGAAACAGCAGGAGAAGAAGAGGCAGCUGAAGAAGACAGUGCAGGAGAGGAAGAAGUUGAAGCAGAAACAGCAGAAGCUGAGACAGCAGAAGAUGAAGCGGGAGAAGAAGAAACUGCUGAAGAAGAGACAGUAGCUGAUGACGAAACAGCAGGAGAAGAAGAGGCAGCUGAAGAAGACACUGCAGGAGAGGAAGAAGUUGAAGCAGAAACAGCAGAAGCUGAGAUAGCAGAAGAUGAAGCGGGAGAAGAAGAAACUGCUGAAGGAGAGACAGUAGCUGAUGACGAAACAGCAGGAGAAGAAGAGGCAGCUGAAGAAGACAGUGCAGGAGAGGAAGAAGUUGAAGCAGAAACAGGAAAAGAUGAAGAUGCAGAAGAAGAAACUGAUAAAGUAAUAGCAGCAGGAUCAACGCCAGGAGAAGAGGAGAGCACUGAAGCAGCUGAUAAUAAAAUGUUAGGAAAAGAGGAAUCUGAAGCUGAAACUGCAGAGGCCGAGACAGCUGAUGUAACAGCAGAAGAAGAUGAGACUGCGGAAGUAGAGGCAGCUGAAGAGGAGACUGCAGGAGACGAGGAGAGUGCUGAGGCAGAGACAGCGGGAGAUGAAGCAGGAGAGGAGGAGACUGCUGAGGCAGAGUCUACAGAUGAUGGAACAGCAGGAGAUGAGACUGCUGAAGUAGAAUCAGCUCAAGAGGAGACUGCAGGUGACGAGGAGAGUGCUGAGGCAGAGACAUCCGGAGAUGAAGCAGGAGAGGAGGAGACUGCUGAGGCAGAGACUGCAGAUGAUGGAGCAAGAGGAGAAGAGACUGCUGAAGUAGACACAGCUGAAGGGAAGAAUGCAGGAGAGGAAGAGAGUGCUGAAGCUGAAACAGCUGGAGAUGAAACUGCCAAAGAAGAGGAGGAUGCUGAAGUAGAGACAGCCGACGAGGAAACUGCAGAAGCUGAAACAGUUGAAAAUGAAACAGUUGAAGGGGAGGAGGAUGCUGAAUCUGAGGCAGCAGAAGAGGAAGCUGCCAGAGACGAAGACACAGUGGAGGCAGAGGCAGAAACCAAUGAUGAUGCAGCAGGGGAAGAGGAGAUUUCUAAAGCUGAGACUGCAGACGGUGAGACAUCUGGAGAAGAUGAAACCACAGGGCACGAGUCCUCAGAAAAUGAAACAACUGGCGAUGAGUCGGCCGAAAUUGAAACAACUGGAGACGAAUCGGCACCAGCUGAAACUGCAGGAGAAGGGACAGCUGACGAUGAAACAGCAGGAGAGGAGGAGAAUGCUGAAGCUGAAACAGCAGGAGAGGAGGAGAGUGCUGAAGCUGAAACAGCUGAGGGAGAAGAGCAGACAGCCGGAGAUGAAACUGGAAGAGAUGAGAAUGAAAACGUGGGAGAAGAAUCAUCAGAAGCUGAGGCAUUUGAAGACGAAGCAGCAAGUAAAAGAGCUGAGGAGAAUGUAGAAAAGGGGGAGGAUGAAACAGCAGAGGAUAAAGAGCCUGUAGUUGAAUCAAACAUUGAGGAGACGGAUUGUCAUGACGACGUAUCGGAGAUAAAAGCAGACGACGAGGCGGAGGAGGGAGAAACGACAGACCAAGAUAUGGUUCCGGAGGAGACAGGAACAGAACAAGAAGAUGAUACAAAUGCAGGAGACAAUGUAGGAAACGAGGCAGAAGAAGCAAAGACAAACAAAUUAAAUGCAGAAAAUGGAACCCAAGACCAGGCCGAGAACGUUGUAGGGGGGUCUGAAAAAGAUGAAGAAGUGGAAACUACAGAGGGCAAUGAGACAGCCAAUGAAGAGGAUUCCUGCGGAAACGUUGGGUACUCAGCCGACGGAGAGGAUGAAGCUGAGGAUGAGUCUGAGUUGGAAAUAUCCACAGAUGAGGGAGAACAAUCAGAGGUGCCAGCUAUCGGGGAGGACAGCAUGAAGGAAACUGUUGAGGAAACUCCAAUGACCUCAUUCGAUGCCUUGGCCAGAGCAGAGUACUCUGAAGACAGUGCUUACGCCGAUGUUGAGGAUUCAGAGACUGACGGUAACAACGAGGAGUCAGAGGCACAAGAAGACAAACCAGAAGAGGAGGAGGGUGAUAUCUCAGCAGAGGGUCAGGCUGAGCUUCAUGUUGAAGAGACUCCAGUUGAGGAGCUGCAGGAUGAGGAGAAGGAGGAGGAGACUCCAGUUGAAGAGACUCCUGUUGAGGAGUUGCAGGAGGAAGCGGAGGAGGAAGCUGAGGAGAUGGAAGAAGUUGAGAUGGAGGAAGUUGAGGAGACUCCUAUUGAGGAGCUGAAGGAAGAAGCUGAGGAGGAGCAGGCUGAAGUGGAGGAGGAAGCUGAGGAGAUGGAAGAAGUUGAGAUGGAGGAAGUUGAGGAGACUCUUAUUGAGGAGCUGAAGGAAGAAGCUGAGGAGGAGCAGGCUGAAGUGGAGGAGGAGGCUGAGGAGGAUGCAACUGAAGAUGAUGCUGCUGAGGAGCAGCAGGAAGCAGCUGAUGAGGAAACUACUGAAAAUGAGGCUUCUGAUGAGGAAGAGCAGGAGGAAGGGGUGGAUGAGCCGGAAGCUAAAGAGAUUGAGGAAGCUGAGGAAGAUACUGCUGAAAACGAUGAUGCUGUUGAGGAAGAUCCAGCUGAUGAGGGGGAUGACAUCACAAGCAAAGGACAGUCUGAAGACGAUAGUGAUAGUGGUGGACCUUCUGGGACAUCUAAUAAAAGCCUACGUGGUCAACCUACCAAGUCUUCCAUGGAAUCACAACCAGGCUCACUAGACAAAGUCCUGGAUGAAGAGGCAGCGAGUUCACAGAUAGGUUCAGGGGAAAGGUUGGGCCACCACCUCUCUGUUAAGAGCAACCAGAUGUACCCGACAGACACAGAGGACGAAAGCAGGGUGUCAGAAUGCACAGAGGCAGUCAGCGAAGUCCUCGAGCGACAAGUCGUUCACCCAAAGAAGAAGACUCCGAAGAAGACUCCGAAGAAGACUCCGAAGAAGUAGAAGAAGAAGAUCUGUAAAGCCAAGUAAAGUGACAUUAAUUAAUAAGAUAUUGAUUUCUAAAACUUCACAACUACUGCUGCUGCUUAGUAUUAACUUAAUCAAAUAAUGAUCAAAGCACUUUAUUUCAAUAAAGUUUCAAUAAACUCGUCACAUGACACAGGUCAGUUAAGAAAAAGGGAUGUUUUAAAACUUGAAAUAUGCAGGCUGAAAUUAGUGGUAUUCUCUGUUAAAUUCACACGACAGAAAAUAUAUAUGUAUUUUUUUUCUGGAAGAUUAUUGACAUUUAUUUUUUUACAUUGUUUUACAUGUAUUAGUAUUAGUGCAAUAAUCAUAUACAACUGUAAUGAAUAGAAUAAAGAAUUAUUCAAAUAAAUGUUUCAGCACAGUUAAAAAGCCCUAAGGAGUUUUGUUUAAAACGGGAACGUUUUUUAUCCAAAGAUUAAAAGAGCGCCCCCUAUCUCGAAGAAGUUAAAAAGCCCUAAGGAGUUUUACAAGUAAUGAACUACAAAAUGAGCAAUAGUUAUUUUCAAUAUGCAUUGUAUAUGUGAAACUUGAAUGUAAAAAAAUAUAUUUUGUUGAUAUUUUAGGAUAAUAUAUAUAUUACAUUUUUUGGCAACAUUCUUUGUUGCCUGUCUAUGAACAAAUCUCAGGUAGUUGGAAUCUAUACAUUCCAAAUGUACGUAUGUAUGAAAGAGAUCAUAUACAAUACCAGUCAAAUGUUUGGACACUCCUACUCAUUCCAGGGUUUUUCUUUAUUUGUACUAUUUUCUACAUUGUAGAAUAAUAGUGAAGACAUCAAAACUA
Molecule: messenger RNA, 6906 nt
Organism: Oncorhynchus gorbuscha (pink salmon)
Lineage: Eukaryota; Metazoa; Chordata; Actinopteri; Salmoniformes; Salmonidae
Gene: rp1l1b
Product: rp1 like 1b
Exons: 1
Coding region: 1-6102 (2033 amino acids)
Biological process (GO): axoneme assembly; photoreceptor cell development; retina development in camera-type eye
Cellular component (GO): axoneme
Source: RefSeq, a predicted model, not a curated record